CUCUCUCUCUCUAAACUUAUCUCCUUCCUAUGUCGAGCAGUAGGCUUCUCUCCGAUGUCUACAAAACCCAUUGUCUUCUUCUUCUUCUUGCCCUGCUUUUGGUCAACUGCCAUGCUCAAACAAGUCCCAAUUGUGUCUCCUCUUGUGGAAAUAUCCACAUCAGUCCCCCAUUUCGACUGAAAGAAGAUUCCGAAAACUGCGGAAACAAGAAAUACGAACUGGAAUGCGACCACAAUCGUCCUGUACUGUACUUGAAUUCCUCUGCAAAAUACUACGUCCACGCCAUCAACUACGACAACUACACAAUCCGACUAGUCGAUGUUGGCUUACAACAAGGAAAUUGCUCUUCCCUCCCUCUUUAUUCUUUAUCAGAUCUCAACUUCCCUUAUGCUGACGAAUACCAAUAUGCAUUAGAGUUCCCUUACGGAGUCGAUUAUUCUGUUUCUGGGUAUAUUUUUUACCAUCAUCAUCGAAUCCCAUGGGAUGUGGCUGUGGCACUCUGGGUAGAUUGUGAAAAGCCAGUAAAAUCUCGAUUCUACGCGGAAAGUAAUACUAGUGCUUCUAGUUGUAUUGAUAAAGCAACUUCUUCUGCACUCUCUUCCGGGGAAAAGAGACGCUAUUCUUACUUUCUGUUCGGAAGCUUAAAACUUUCGGACGUGGCAGAUCAGUGCAAAAUAGAUGAGAUACGUAUAACAACGUUGUGGUUGCCAGCUGAUAAAAGCCAAGCAAACAUUUCCUACUCGGAUUUCCACAGUAAAUUGGAGUAUGGGUUUGAGCUUUCCUGGCUGUCCUCUCUCUGCGACCAAUGCGAAGGCCUAGGAAAUCACUAUUGUUACAUUGGGUCUAAUUACAGCGUCAAUUGCUACAAAUUCUGCGAUUAUUGGUCCAGCGCCCAAAACAGGACCAUUGGAUGUAAGUAAGAUUUUCUAUUCGAUACCUUAAUUAAUGUGAACUCUACUACGCCACUUACGUAGAAGUAGUAGUGAUGAACUUAUACAAAAUAAGGCUACAAAAUACUCAUCUGUGUCCAAAUGUUUUAUACCUUGAAAGUACUGCAGGGUACCCGAAAAAAGAGCCCCGAAGUUAUUCCAAAUACCCCCUGUGUCCUAAUUUAUUUGUUUGUCGUUCUAUUCUAACCGGAUAAAAAACUAGUUAUUAAAUCUUUAAAUUGGUAAUAAAUUUUACAUUUAAUAUGGAUAAUAUAUCUCGAUUUGUUCUAUAAUACAAUAUUUUUAAAAUCACAUAAAACACUAUAAAUUACAAGAUAUAAUCAAUUGAAAAGU
Messenger RNA from Rhododendron vialii, 1283 nucleotides. RefSeq lists its product as uncharacterized. The transcript has a single exon. Gene Ontology annotation, molecular function: polysaccharide binding. NCBI's taxonomy places the organism in Eukaryota, Viridiplantae, Streptophyta, Magnoliopsida, Ericales, Ericaceae. Bases 30 to 920 code for a protein of 296 amino acids. The record is from RefSeq and is a predicted model, not a curated record.